UUAAUUUCCCUUGAUGAUUAACUUUCAGAAUUAAUUUUUUCAGAACUAAUUCCCUUGAUGCUUUCAGUAAAAAGUACCGUCACCUACACAUGGGUGACGUGGCGACCAACGUACCAAGACAGAUGCCUGGACGGGCGCCAAAAACGGGUGCAAAUACCCCAAUAACGCUAUCAUCAUAUCGCGUAAUCAUUGCAAGUCCCGAUAACAGUUUAACGACGUUGUCAAGUACUCGCACUAAACGAAACGUACACUUUCGCGAGCGUUACUCGAUUGUAACGGUGCGAUACAUUAAGUAUAGGAUUGAUUGAUAUUCGUGAGUACGUAUUGAACUUAAUCCUGGGAGAAGUAGUAGUAGUAGUAGUAGUAGGGGAGUAGUCAGCGGGAUAUAUACGCGAGCGCGCGUUACCACGGUAUUCGACAGUCGGCGCGCGGCACUCGAACGGAGCGGGUCGCGUCUUCUCGUCCCGUCCAGUCGAAACUUUUCCAGCGACUGCUCCAGGUCGCGGGAAAAGAUCAGUUCCGAAAGAAACUAAACCUGAACAAAAGCAAAACGAAAAAAAAAAAACACAAGAAUCGCACGGAAGAAAUUCGGCGCGACAGCCGCGCGACGAAAGGAUUACAGAGAAUCGUCCGCGAGCGAGGAUCACUCGAUCGGUUCGCGUUUUAAGAUGACCGCCUCGGCACUCGCUCCUCCGUGUUCCUCUUACUCCUUUCCACCCUUCGUCCCGUCCGUGUUCGCGUCGUCGUCGUCGUCGUCGUCGACGUCGUGCUCCAACGCACCGCUACCGUCGCGCAGAAAGAAGAAACCGAACCGAUUGUGGACGAUCGAUCGCGAUUACUCGUCCAGUGUCAGCGAGAGCGGCUUCUGAGCUCUCAAGGCGAUCGAAGAAUCGAGGAAGCGAGGAAGACCCAUAGAAUUCCGGAUUCCUUGGAGACUCUGUCGCGAACUUGGAGUUUAGGAAUAAAAGCGAAAAGGGGAGAUUAAAGAAUUAAACAAGUGCAAGUGCGCGAAGGGAUCCGCUCGAUACGGAGGCUGGUCCAUCGGCACGCGCUGCGUUCGCCGAUCCACGGGUCGGAGAAAGGGAGAAGAAGAGCACGAGCACGCUCGUGGAAGUGGGAAGAGCCAGAGGAGCGAGGCGAAGGGAAAUAGAAUCCAGGAAGCGACGAGGUGCUCCCUGGCAGGAGACAUCCCGUCGGGUCCGGCGCGAACUCGCAUCACGAGCCGGCUAUGGGAAAGCUGGCAACGAGUCGUCGACGCGUGACCCGUGAUAACGUGGAACAGGAGGCAUCGGGGUGCUCGAUUAGGCCGAGCAGCGCCAGUUCUGGCCGCGCUUUCGUCGCGGUUCCUGUUCUGGGAAUCGUCACGAGUGAACCCCGCGCGGGACGGUAUGGAUCUAUCGAUCGCGAUCCCAGAUGCUCGGCUGUCCCGAGAAGCUGGAACAGACCGAGGAAAGAUCCGUCGACAGUGAGUGACGAAAGCUCCGGUGCUAUCGAAGGGACCCGUUCUAGAUCGGACAGUGAUCUAAAAGCUUCUGUCUCGAGGGACAGAUUCGUGGACAGCGUGAGUGACGAAAAGGCCAGGCCUGGUGACCCCGAAGACGCGGUUGUCACGCGGAGCAGGAUCGUGGAUAGACUCAUAAACCAUCGUACGACAGUGAGUGACGAAAACGUAAUCGCGUUCGAGCACGUCGGUCGCGGCUGGGAUCGUCGAUCGCUCGACAAUCCUGGGACUCGAUCUUCCAUCGAGACGGCAGCCGUUGGCGAAUCGUUCGACGUGUUUCACGUGGAUGGGAAUGCGGUGGUUCGACGGGAUCGUUCGUUUCGCGACGAUCCGCGUUCCGGGGACUCGUUCGUCUUGAGCAGAGGCCUGGUGGACGGAGUCAGGAACGCUCAAUCUUCGGCGACGUUAGAUAAUUCCGGUACUCGAUCCUCCGUCGAGACGGCGAUCGAUGACUGGUCAGUUCGCGUGGGGAAUAAGGUGGUUCGUGCGGACGGAGUGAGGAACGAUCGAAGGUUUUCCUCGAGGGCAGUGACGUUGGACGAUCCUGGGACUCGAUCCUCCGUCGAGACGGCUGUUGACGCGCUGUCGGGCGCGUUUUACGCGGUGUUUAGACAGGAUCGUCACUUUUACGGCGAUCGGAGGCGUCCAGUGGACUGCGUCGAGAGGAAAGUAGAUGCCGGUAAACGUGGACGCGGGUGGUCCAUCGUUCUGACGGCAAUGGCGAUCGUCGCGGUUUGCGCGCCAGUGUCGGGCGUGCCGAUGCCGUCGCGAACGGAUAUGCUAACCGGUCCCAGGCACGACCUCGACCGCUCGACCGGUCUCGAGGACGUCUACGAGGACGCUUUCGAGGACGCUUUCCGAGAAGAGGACCAGCGACCGACGAGAACCGUCCUCGACGACAGCGAGCUGGAGAUCAUCAGAAGAAGCAUCGCGCGAGGUCUCGGCUUGAAGAGGAUACCCGACCCUUCUAGGGCCAACGUGAGCCAAGACGAGUACGAGAGAGCGCACAGAGAGUACCUGAAGAAAGUGCAGCUGUCGUUCGACGAGCGGAGUUCCAGAAGCACGAAGAAGCUGCACGUGUUCCACGCCACAGCGCAUCCUGGAAAUGGAUCGAGUCGAAUGUACGAUACGAACGAGAGAAGAGGACGUUAUCGUCAUCGAUUGUUCUUCCCCGUGGAAAUUCCUGACGGCGAUGACAACGCGUCGGUGGAUCACGCAACGCUUCGUCUGCUGCUGCACGGUCAUUACAGCGAUCGAGCCAACGUGGACGUUUUACUCUAUCUAAGAACGUUCGGUUCGCGAAAGUUGAUCGUUCGUAAAAGAAUCGAGUCGCGGGACUCGCGGGAUUCGAGGUGGCUCGAGUUUGAUUCGACCGUGGUCGUUUCCUCGUGGCUCGAGGCUGGUCUUGAGAAUCUUGGCCUCGAGCUAGAAUUUCUCCACGAUGGCGAACCGACGCUACGCACAUUCACGUCGCCGGUUCUCAACGUGUUCACCGAACGAAUCGCCUACGAGCCCAACGGUAGGGUGAAACGAUCCACUCCCGAGGAACUGAUGUCCCUGCACAAAGGUCGCAGGACCAAGUGCAAGGGAGAAAGUAAAAAGUGUUGCAGACACGAGCUAACGGUGAUGUUCAAAGAGCUCAAGGGUUUCGAGUUCAUCGUUUACCCGCGAACAUUCGACGCGGGCUACUGCAAGGGUCGUUGUCCGCCCAGGUACAAUCCAGCCCAUCAUCACGCCCUGCUGCAAAGUCUGCUGUGGAAGGAAGACAAAAAGAAGGUGCCGAAACCUUGCUGCGCGCCGAGCAAGCUCGACCAAUUGAUGAUCGUUUACUACGACGAGAACAAUUCCACGCAGCUGAAGGUCUCCUAUUGGAAGAACAUCCAAGUACUCGAGUGCGCUUGUUCCUGAACGAUUUUUCGUCUUCCUUUUCGACUAGAGUGAAUGAACGAAGGAAGCUACACGUGGGGGGACAGAAUAGAAAAACGGAAAAGAAACGGUCUACCGUCACCGAGGACUCACCAAAGAAUCGUCCGAAUAGCGUUCGGUGGUGCCACCUCUCCGUCGAUCCUCGCGAUUCAGCGUUCGCGCCUCUCGCGAACUUCCGGUUAGGGAUGAUCGAUCCUUAUUAAUUUAUUCGACAGAUCGGUUUUCUCGUUACCAGCUUUGAAAUCUUCCGAGUAUCACAAAGAAGAAGUUAAAUAAAUUUCCUUUUAUUAGCUCUUCAUUCGAUCGAUUGCCUGCUUUCGAAGAUAAGCCUUGCACUGAAACAGUAAAUACUGUGAUGAUGCUUAUAUUCGAUUGAAUUUAAUGAAAGAAUCGAUUGAUAAUAUUUGGUACCAAAAUGAUCUUGAAUCGAGCAUCCCUAUUUCCUUCCAUGCUUUGUAUAAUUUUAUACACGUGCUCCUUCAAACGUUUCGUUUAAUAAAAAACUGAUCGUUUGAUAAAUGACAUCGCGUGGGUGGAAACAAACGACGGAGAACUCUUCCUCGUAUCCCUUUAACUCGAUUCGAGGGCAUCACCGAAGGCCCAAGACCCCGCCAGUUGUGGGUCUUGCAUUGACUGUGAUACUAAGAUAUCUGCUUGACGUUAUUGCUCGUAAAUAAUCGUAUUUCGUAUCGUUAAAUGUUUUUUUUAAUUACCCUUGUACAUACGCGACCUGGUUAAGCGAAUCGUCGUGAACGGGAUCGUUCCGCCGACAACGGGGAACUUAUGAACUUACCGACAAAGUCGCGACAAGAUUCUCGUAAAAAGAAGUCGAUAAUGCUUGUUCGCGCACGCGUUGCGAGAUUAAUGUUACCGACCCGAUCGUGCUCCAUUUUCUUAAGGAGUUUGACUAAUUUUGAGCCAAAAAAUUCAAGACUUAAGUAUUAAAAAUAACGACGAAAGAAAUAUGACAACAUUCGAAUCAUCGACGACCUAUAUACUUAAACAAACAGAUCUGUAGAAACAAAAUGUCAGAUACUACGUUUCUGGGGCUCCAAACUUAGUCAGCUUCCUUAAUCACGAAGAUGUAAUUGCACGCAAAGAAAACGACGCUACAAUCA
Molecule: messenger RNA, 4545 nt
Organism: Hylaeus volcanicus
Lineage: Eukaryota; Metazoa; Arthropoda; Insecta; Hymenoptera; Colletidae
Gene: mav
Exons: 3
Coding region: 1229-3409 (726 amino acids)
Biological process (GO): SMAD protein signal transduction; BMP signaling pathway
Cellular component (GO): extracellular region
Molecular function (GO): growth factor activity; cytokine activity
Source: RefSeq, a predicted model, not a curated record